Messenger RNA from Beta vulgaris subsp. vulgaris (sugar beet), 3165 nucleotides. RefSeq lists its product as hypothetical. Lineage: Eukaryota; Viridiplantae; Streptophyta; Magnoliopsida; Caryophyllales; Amaranthaceae. The transcript has 13 exons. The record is from RefSeq and is a predicted model, not a curated record. The coding region runs from base 664 to 2934 and encodes 756 amino acids. Gene Ontology annotation, biological process: regulation of growth.
UGACGUUUUUCUUGUGAUUUUAUCUUAGGUUAGGACUUUAAGGGGGGAUCUCAAAAUUUAGGGAGGUCCAAAAUUCCAAAUACCGACACAUCCUUCAACAAACACAACCUCCGUUGUUGCUGGCGUAAUUUUUAUAGCUUCUAAAUAUACACAAGUAGUAAUUUUUACUACAAUACCAAACUUACAAUUAUUGAUUUUAUUAUUUUACAUUUUGUCGAUCCAAUUUCACCUAAAAGGUUGUUUGUUGUCAAAAUUCAAAAAAAACCCUCUUUUAUAUAUUUACCCAAAAUUAGUUUGUUCAUAAUUUUAGUGCUUUUGUUUCGUAAUUCUUUCUCUCUCCCAUAUCUUCUACAUCUUCGCAAUUCGAUCGUUGUUUCGAUCGAGAGAGAUUUUGGGAAGAUCUGCGAAUUUAGGGAUUGAAUCGAUUCGAAUCAGAAAUCCCAUCAAUUUUGAAGUUCGAAUUGCAAUUUGACGGUUCUGGGUUGUUCUAAAUCAGAUGAUUUUGUUUGACCUAAUUGGAUCAGAUUUCAAAAUUGAAGAUCAAUCAUAAGAAACACCCACUUUUUUUCCGCCAUUGUUGGUGAAAUUUGAGAGGUUUAAGGAGAUUAAAUUGUGUAUUUGAGUUGUAUAAUGUUGAAUUAGAGGGGAGAAAUUUGGGUGAAAAUGGCAUCUGCUCAAGUUUUAUCUAAUCCAGCAGUUUCAUCUCGUAAAAAGGAUUUGGAAGCUGGUAGACGCAAGCUUGAAGAGUUCAGAAAGAAGAAAGCAGCAACAAAAAAGGCAGUAUCAACUAGCCAACCUAGUAUUGAUGAUGCUACACCAAAUGAGAAACAAAUUUCAGAAAAUGGACAAGCAUCGUCUCUCAAUGCUACCAGUGCUCUAGGUGAUGGUAACUCUAAUACAGCUUUAGGUGCUUCUGGUUAUGACAAAUCACGGGCUUCCACUCAUCCUGAUGGGUCUGAAUCAGUACCUCAUGCACAUAUUGUUACUCAAAGUGAUAAUGACAGUUCACAUGAUUUGCUUCAGAAGCUGCCGAAUCAAAUGGAAAACAGUCCUGAGAUUCCAGGCGUGAAGUACCAAACAGGUUCUGACUUUGAAUCACAAACAGGGGAAAAUGUUGGUAAAUUUGUCACUGAUAUGGGAAAAGGAAGAGAUGCAGAAGUAAUGUCAUAUAGUAGACCCAGUGGUUCUCAAGAUUAUGUUAAUAGUGAUUCUCACACAAAUCUGUAUGGAUUUGUUAGAGACUUUAGUUCUGCUGUAAGCUUUCAACAGACAAAUGAGAGCACCAAUGAUGUUGCUACAAAAGUCUCUACUGAUGGACAUGUCACCAAUGUAUCACGUCAGGAUUCUGAAUCUACGCACUCGAGUAUGAAUUUGCCAGCAUCUGCGUCAGAGCUUGAUCAUAGCCAUGCGAAGUUGAAGAAUAAUCUAUUUUCGGGGUUGGAGGAAAGAAAGCCUAGUCAGGUAGUGGGGAAUUUUGUAGGUUAUGGGAGUCAACAGGCAUCCGAAUCACAUUUGACAGGCUUCAAUUCUUAUGUUGGUGGCUCUUUGAAUGGCCCCUCAUAUUCAGCCGUGGUGGAAUCAUAUCCCCGAAGAACUUAUCCAUCUUUCCUUGAUUCUCUUAAUAUUAAAGAUUCUUCUGCAUCUGGCCGGACUUUUGUUGAAAAAGACAAGCUCUCAAAUUCAAAGCUUUCGAGCAGCAAUAUUGCUACAUCUUCUGCAAUUCAUGCUCCUUUUACAGCAUCUUCUCCUGCUGAACCACUUCCAACACCAGCAUUUUCAAAUCCAAGUGAUGAACAUUUUGGCUAUGCAUCAAUGGGACUCAAUUCAUUUGAGCAGAGCCUGGAAAAUAAGCUGGAAUUCACUUCACAGAAACAAAAUGAAGAUUUUGCUGCCUUGGAACAGCACAUUGAAGAUUUGACGCAAGAGAAGUUCUCUUUGCAACGAUCAUUGGAGGUUUCUAAAACAUUGGCAGAGUCAUUGGCGACUGAAAAUUCUUCCUUGACGGAGAGCUAUAAUCAGCAGGCAGGCAUUGUGAGCCAAUUGAAGGCUGAGAUGGAAAGGUUGCAAAAGGAAAUCAAGGCCCGACUGGUUGAGCUUGAGGCUAUCAAGGCUGAAUAUAUGAAUGCACAACUUGAGUGUAAUGCAGCUGAUGAGCGUGCAAAACUUUUGGCUUCUGAAGUUAUUAGCUUGGAAGAGAAGGCCCUUAGGUUAAGAUCUAAUGAGCUGAAGUUGGAGAGGGAAUUGGAAUACUCAAAUGCUGAACUUGCUUCCUACAAGAAGAAAAUGUCUAGCCUCGACAAGGAGCGUCAAGAUCUGCUGCAGACUAUUGAUGCUUUACAGGAAGAAAAGAAGUUGCUGCAGUCUAAAAUACGGGGAGCUUCUGCUAGUGGAAUUUCAGUUGAUUUGAAUAAGGGACGUGGAAAUAAAGAUGCUUCAACUUCUACUAAUGAUUUAGGCCCUGAGGCUACAGGUGAUAACUCUGAACAAGCUUCAUCAAACAUGCAAAUGCUUGAUGAUAUAGACAACUCGCUGCUUGUACAAAAUAGUUUCAAUAGUCAUGAAGAUUUUGCUAUGAGUAUUCCUCCGGACCAAGCGCAAAUGAUAGAAAAUAUCAAUUCACUAAUUGCUGAGAUAACGUCAGAGAAAGAGGAGUUGAUGCAAGCUUUGAUUUCUGAAGUUUCAACAAGUACGAAGCUGAAGGAAUUGAACAAGGAGCUAUCUCAGAAACUUGAAGUUCAGACUCAGAGGCUAGAGCUAUUGACUGCCCAAAGCAUGGCAAAUGAAAAUAUUGCUGUCAAACAGCCUACUGCUCUUGUUGUACGGGAAAGUGUUGCGUAUGCAGAUGAAGGCGAUGAGGUGGUGGAACGAGUGCUAGGAUGGAUAAUGAAGCUAUUUCCCGGAGGACCGUCAAAGCGAAGGACCAGCAGACUCUAAGUUGAGGACAAAGCUCAUAUUAUUCGUCGACCAUCCUCUGAAGUCUGUAGUCGCAUUUUGAGGCUAGAGUAGAGGAUAAGUACUGUAUAUCAUGUGUGUGACACAUUUUGUUUAUUCUUUUGAGUUUAAGGAAGAAAUUAAAAAUUAGCCACAUUUUCGUAGUUAGUAGAUUGUUUGGGAAAUCCAAAUACCAUUUAUUUUGAUACAAGACAAUAAAUUUAUUUUUUCCUA